Molecule: messenger RNA, 426 nt
Organism: Lolium perenne
Lineage: Eukaryota; Viridiplantae; Streptophyta; Magnoliopsida; Poales; Poaceae
Biological process (GO): nucleobase-containing compound metabolic process
Cellular component (GO): cytoplasm; nucleus
Molecular function (GO): 3'-5' exonuclease activity; nucleic acid binding
Source: RefSeq, a predicted model, not a curated record
AUGGAGCACCUCGCGCGCGACCCGGCUCCUCGAACUCGGGUGUACCACCUGAUGGCGGAAGGGAUGUCGUUCAAGGUCACGGUCGCUCUCCGUGCAAGAAGGGUGGAGAAGUGGAUCCGCGUCGUGAAGAGGGACUAUCUCGGCAACACACCAAUCAAGUGCGUCGGCUUAGAUUGCGAGUUCACCAACACUCGCGAGGGUGAUCAGCGCGCCGCCGCCCUUCAGCUCUCGGUGCCGUCCGAGAAUUUGGUAUUCCAGAUUUGCCAUGCUGAUGAAGUGCCACAAGUUCUCAGGGAGUUCUUGCAGGACGGGAACAUCAGAUUCUGCGGCGCGGCUAUCGGCAAGGAUGUGGAGAUGCUGAGUCCGUACGGUAUUCAUAUUACUUCUGCGUACGACCUCCAGAAGAUACUCCCGAAUCCCAAAUAA